Molecule: messenger RNA, 997 nt
Organism: Sceloporus undulatus (fence lizard)
Lineage: Eukaryota; Metazoa; Chordata; Lepidosauria; Squamata; Phrynosomatidae
Gene: NIPA1
Product: NIPA magnesium transporter 1
Exons: 5
Coding region: 50-997 (315 amino acids)
Biological process (GO): magnesium ion transport
Cellular component (GO): membrane
Molecular function (GO): magnesium ion transmembrane transporter activity
Source: RefSeq, a predicted model, not a curated record
GGCUCCGCAGCCAGAGCAGGAGCAAAGGAGCAGGCGGCAGAGGAGGAGGAUGGCGGGGGGCGAGGCGGGCUCCCCGGGCCCCGCAGCCGUCUCGCUGGGCCUGAGCGUGGCCGUGGUCUCCAGCCUGGUCAACGGCUCCACCUUCGUCCUCCAGAAGAAGGGCAUCGUCCGGGCCAGAGGCAGAGGAACUUCAUACUUAACUGACAUAGUCUGGUGGUCAGGCACUAUUGCAAUGGCGCUUGGUCAGAUUGGGAAUUUCUUAGCCUACACUGCAGUUCCUACUGUUCUAGUGACCCCCCUUGGAGCUCUUGGAGUUCCCUUUGGGUCGAUUUUAGCUUCCUACUUAUUGAAAGAAAAACUCAACAUUCUUGGCAAAUUGGGCUGUCUGCUGAGCUGUGCAGGUUCUGUGGUCCUCAUCAUCCAUUCUCCUAAGUCUGAAAGUGUCACUACUCAGGCUGAACUUGAAGAGAAACUCACAAACCCAGUGUUCGUGGGAUACCUCUGCAUUGUUCUCCUCAUGCUUCUGCUGCUUAUCUUUUGGAUUGCUCCAGCUCACGGACCCACUAACAUUAUGGUUUACAUCAGUAUUUGCUCACUGCUGGGAAGUUUCACAGUGCCCAGCACAAAAGGCAUUGGAUUGGCUGCUCAAGAUAUCUUUCACAAUAAUCCUUCAAGUCAAAGGGCACUAUACCUUUGUUUGGUUCUACUAGCAGUAUUAGGAUGUAGCAUCAUAAUUCAGUUCAGGUACAUCAACAAAGCUCUGGAAUGUUUCGACUCCUCCGUGUUUGGUGCCAUCUACUAUGUAGUGUUCACCACUCUAGUCUUGCUAGCCUCAGCCAUUCUGUUCAGAGAAUGGAGCAAUGUUGGAUUGGUUGAUUUCUUAGGGAUGGCUUGUGGAUUCACCACUGUUUCUAUUGGAAUUGUUCUUAUACAAGUCUUCAAAGAGUUCAGUUUCAAUAUUGGGGAUUUGAAUAAGCCUAAUAUGAAGACUGAUUAA